Molecule: messenger RNA, 1415 nt
Organism: Spirodela intermedia
Lineage: Eukaryota; Viridiplantae; Streptophyta; Magnoliopsida; Alismatales; Araceae
Source: the annotation of a GenBank genome assembly
AUGGCGAGCAAGAGCUGCUGCUUGUACCCGCCCAAGCUGGACCCCCGCUGUGGGCUGGGCACCGUGGUGGAGGACAUCGGCGGCCUCCGCGCCUACACAGCGGGCUCAGUGACUUCCCACCGUGCUGUUAUCCUCGUCAGCGACGUAUUUGGUACCGACACUACUGAAUCUUCGUGACUCUCUCUUUCCCCUUUCUCACUCCUCUGUCUGCAGGAUAUGAAGCUCCUAACCUGAGGUAACCGGGAAAACUCGAUCUUCUGCAUGCUCUUCAGCGGAAUCCGCCAUCAGUGCUUGUGACUGACCGACUGACCUCGUGCUUGCUUGCCGCUGUCGAAUUGGGGCAUUUUCCCCCUGCAGAAAAUGGGCCGACAAGGUAGCCGGUGAGGGCUUCUUCGUGGUGGUACCGGACUUCUGCUAUGGCGACCCAUACGGGGGAGACGAGUCCAUGGCCGACUGGCUUAAGCGCCACAGCCCGGUGAGUCUCGGUCGUCGCCAUCUUCGACUCGGAAAACAUUCUCUAAAAUCCUCUGUGCCAGAUCUGAUGUUUUCCUCUACUGCGACUGGAACUUGCCGGCGGCCAGGAAAAAGCUGCCGGAGAUGCAAACGCCGUCGUCGAAGCUCUUAAGAGCAGAGGGGCCACUUCCGUCGGCGCCGCCGGGUUUUGCUGGGGCGGUAAGAUCCACCGGUCAUCUCACCACUGAAGCAACACCAAAAAAUUUAACAAGAACAAAGACAAGCCUGGAGAUGUUGUCUGAAUCCCCAUCCCUCCCCCCAACGUUGCAGGCAAGGUGGUCGUCGAAGUAGCCAAGUCAGACGUCAUCGACGCCGCGGUGCUUCUGCACGCGUCAUUGGUCACCGUCGACGAUAUCAAAGGUGUGAUUCGUGCUGCCUGCUACUCCACCUCCUCGCCUUGUGUUUCAUGACCGGCUUCACGAUGUUAAGCAGAGGUGAUCGUGCCUAUCGAAGUGAUCGGGGGAAGUCUCGACGACGUAACCCCGCCUUGGAUGCUGAAACAGUUUGAGCUGGCCUUGUCGGCCAAGCCAGAAGUAAGAUAUUUAUCUUCCGAAAACCUCCGCGAAACUGCUCGACUAGAAUCUGUGGGCUAUUUUUCGUGGGGAAUUUAUUCUCGAAAAUCUCGACAGAUCGACAGCUUCGUGAAGAUCAUUCCGGGAGCUCCACACGGGUUCUGCCUUCGCUAUGACGCCGACGACGAGGCUGCCGUGAAGAGGGCCAAGGAGGCGCAAAAGGACAUGAUGCACUGGCUUCUCAGAUACGUCAGGCAAGGACUGUCCCUCCCCUUCGUACCUCUUAAAGAAAAUCUCAUAGGCACCUUUGGUCUUCACAAAAUCCUCGUGGGAUGUCUCUCAGAUCCACUGCUUCUCUCCCCGGAAAACACGCUGCCGAGAUGCACGUGA